AAGGGAAUCCCUAGUAGUCCAAACCACUCAGGUAUCUGGCGUCUUAUAGAAGGUAUUCGGCAGCCGCUGCGUGAAUUGGCAGUUCGGCUAAAGCAUGGCGAGACUCUACGCCAAAUCUUCCCUUCUGGAUUAAGCUUCACUCCUAUAGGGUGGCCUCAAGUCAGCCGAGAUUCGGCAGCUUCUAAAGAUGGCUGCAGUAAUGUUGGUCCCGACGAACUUGAUGCUAUCACCUUGCUCCAACAAGCCGGUAUCAGUUAUGCUGGAAAACUUACUACUGACAUUGAAUCGGCCGAACUGACUAGCCAGCUUCUUAAGCUGGGUAUCCAGCCUGGACUGAGUGCUACUGAGUUUCGAGCUAAUGACCCAGAUCACUUGCGCCUUCUGACCCGCAUGGGCAUCCAUGUGCACUUUGCUAAGAAUGGACAGAUUGAGCUUACACAACACCGCGAUGAUGUGAGUCCCUCUCGAAGUUUCUUUCUCUGA
Protopolystoma xenopodis is the source of this 483-nucleotide messenger RNA. The record is from the annotation of a GenBank genome assembly. NCBI's taxonomy places the organism in Eukaryota, Metazoa, Platyhelminthes, Monogenea, Polystomatidea, Polystomatidae.